Messenger RNA from Triplophysa rosa, 3514 nucleotides. RefSeq lists its product as uncharacterized. NCBI's taxonomy places the organism in Eukaryota, Metazoa, Chordata, Actinopteri, Cypriniformes, Nemacheilidae. The transcript has 5 exons. Gene Ontology annotation, biological process: DNA recombination; DNA integration. Gene Ontology annotation, molecular function: DNA binding. The coding region runs from base 1 to 2532 and encodes 843 amino acids. The record is from RefSeq and is a predicted model, not a curated record.
AUGUCCGACCAUUGGGGGCAGAGAGUCCUCGUUCACGAGCCACAAGCCCAUCGGACUCUCCUUCUGUCCCAGAUCCCCUGUCCAAAAGACGGAGGUUUUCUCGCGGAGGGGCUGGCCAGGGUUUCCAGCCCGUGCGUUCAGUGGCCGCUGUGUUUCCUCCCCCCACGUUCAGGGGGUCGGUUGCGAGGGAAUGUGGGAGAGUACGUCUCUCUGCAGAGAGAGAACAUCUUUCUACAUCCACGCAUGCCGCCCCUAGUGUGUCCGCUAGAUGGCGCCAUUGCAUCGCAAAGGAGCCAACAGAGCGUAUGCGAGGAUUUCGGCGCUUCACUGGCCCCGGUGGGGACGCUCGCGAAUUACGAGUCCGCCUGGCAGACUGUUGCGCCUCCAGAGUGGGCGAGCUUGGCUCCCCUGAGAAUGUCAGGUCUGCGGAUUUUGACAUACAUAGACGAUUGGCUCAUCGUGGCCGAAUCGGAAGAGAAAGUGCUGCGGGACACCUGCAGCGUGCUUACACACAUCACAUCUCUCGGGUUCAGGGUGAAUGUGACCAAAAGCAAUUUUACACCCAGCCAGAGUGUGAUUUUCCUGGGCUUGGAGCUGAGCUCGGUCUCCAUGCGAGCGCGUCUCUCCCAGGAGCGCGUCCUCUCUCUAAUGAGCUGCGUGUCGCAGUUCAGAGAGGGGGCGAGACCUGGUACGCGAUCUCUGCCGCUCUGUGACAGUGACGCGCGCCUGCACGGCAGCUCUUCGCCACUGGAGAGACGCGGACUUUUACACACAGGGGACCCGUUUGGGAACGGUAGUGAUGCGGAAAGUUGUGACGACAGAUGUGUCCCUAAUAGGCUGGGGUGCCACCCAGGAGGGCAGAGUGGUGAACGGACAUCAUGUGCUCGUACGCUGCGACAAUACCACAGCAGUCGCGUAUAUCAAUCGGCAGGGCGGCUUACGCUCACCGAAACUUCACGCUCUAGCUCACAAGCUUUUGGUGUGGAGCGGACGGUUUUUCCUGUCGUUACGCGCGACUCAUGUUCCAGGUAUUCUGAACAGAGGUGCGGACCUUCUGUCGAGGGGGAACCCACUCUACGGAGAUUGGCGCCUCCACCCUCAGAUAGUGGGCAUGAUAUGGAGAAGAUUCGGACAGGCAACCGUAGAUCUAUUCGCCUCGCGCGAAAACAACCAUUGUCCUAUGUUCUUCUCGCUAAAGGACUCGGACGCGCCCCUCGGGGUGGACGCACUGGCCCACCCAUGGCCCAAGCUGCUGCUGUAUGCUUUUCCUCCUCUGUGCCUGAUAAUUCCCACACUGGCCAGAGUGAGAGAGAAGGGCCUGUCUCUCCUUCUAAUAGCUCCCAGGUGGCCCAAAGCACCGUGGCUGGCAGAGAUAAUCCCUCUGUUAUACGCCCAGCCGUGGCGCCUCCCCCUCCGCACAGACCUAUUGUCUCAGGCGAACGGGGAAAUUUAUCACCCACACCCGGACAGGGUGGCUCUCUGGGUCUGGCCCGUGAGAAGUCAAACUUAAACGCGCUGGGGCUUCACCCGCGUGUGGUUGCCACUAUACAAAAUGCCAGGGCCGUUUCUACACGGUCCUUGUAUGGUUGUAAGUGGCAAGUGUUUGAAGAGUGGUGUGAUGGGCGCAGUCUCACAUCAUAUCAGUGCUCAGUUCCUGAUAUUUUGUGUUUCUUACAGGACCUUAUGGAUAAAGGCAGGUCUUUUUCCACAAUUAAGGUCUACCUGGCAGCUAUUUCUGCCUGUCAUGUGGGCUUUGAGGGCUCAACAGUCGGGCAGAAUCCUUUAAUCCGCAGAUUUAUGAAGGGUGCCCGUCGCUCCUUGCCAGUCAUCAGGAGAACCGUCCCUGAAUGGGACCUCUCCUUGGUGCUGGAGGCCCUGUCUCAGUAUCCCUUUGAGCCCCUGGGAGGUAUUUCCUUGAAGCUGUUGUCUUUCAAGACGGCUUUGCUCUUGGCCUUGGUAUCAGCCAAACGUGUCAGUGAGCUACAUGCACUCUCAAUACAUCCCUCGUGCACGAAAUUCUCUUUGAGUGGAGAUAAGGUUUUUCUUAAGCCUAACCCGGCUUUUAUGCCUAAAUGUUUCCCUGCGUUCACUUCGGAGGUGUUGGAGCUGUCCGCUUUUCACCCUCCGCCUUUUUCCUCUGCGGAGGAUCAGAGGCUGAAUGCUCUGUGUCCUGUUCGUGCAUUACAGGCAUAUAUGUCCAAGACCAGUGCUUUCCGGAAGAGCGACCAGCUCUUUAUUUCGUGGGCACCCCCUCAUAAGGGGAGUCCCAUAUCUAAACAGCGCCUCUCACAUUGGCUUGUGAACGCUAUAGCAGUUGCAUAUGUAUCAAGGGGAGUGCAGCCCCCAGGUACCAUCAGAGCUCAUUCCACGAGGGGCUUAGCUGCCUCUUGGGCUUUGUUCAGGGGAGUAUCACUGCAGGACAUCUGCUCUGCAGCCAGCUGGGCUUCUCCCCAUACGUUUGUGCGUUACUACCGAUUGGAUGUCACCAAAACCUCGGUAGCACAUUCUGUUUUAGGAGUGGGGUCUUCAUAGCCCCUCCUUGUUAUAUUCCUUCACCUCCUGUUUACACAUUGUUAUGGUAACGAGGGUUGAACGGGCCGGUGGGCCGUGCGCAUUCAUGUCACCAAGCAUGCAUUCACAUUCCGGCCUGGGUGGUAUAUAUGUGUUGCUGGGUUAAUUACAUGUGUGUGCCUCAUACAUGUUCCUGUCCUGUAUGUGCGCAGCAGCUAUGCGUGCGCAUCAGGGCUGCCAGGGACAUAAUUAUGGGACGUGUCAUGCACCGCCCCUUUGGGGGUGACCGUCUUUUCUGGCUUUCAGAACCUCACUGUGAGUGUAUUGGGCAAUCGGGGAGCUGUCCAUGUCUCUCCCAUAGGUGGAUCUCGAAACGAGAUGAUGAAAGAGAACAAUAGGUUACUGUCGUAACCCCGGUUCUCUGAAACAUCGAGUGGAGAGAUCCACCAGCUUUGCCCCGCUUGCUGCACGAGAAGCGAAUAUACUUACUGAGGAACAGCAGCGCAAGCAGACCUUAUAUUCGCUCAGGUAAGGGGGUGGGGCCUUACCUGGCAUUGGCUGCGCGCUUCUGUCUGUCUAGCCAGACUUGGUGCAAUUAGAUGCUUCUGCAGAGGUCAGGUACGGAUGCCCUUCCCAUAGGUGGAUCUCUCCACUCGAUGUUUCAGAGAACCGGGGUUACGAAAGUAACCUAUUGUUACCAGUCCACUCAGCCUGCCUGUCAUGGCUUUCGCUCCAUCAGUACAAAUGCCCACACAAUUUGUCCACUGAAGUCCAUGUGAUGUUACAAAGCCAUCUAAAACUUUGAAAAUCUCCUCUCCAGUUGCUCUGCCUUCCAACGGUUUGCAAAAAAGUAUCUCUUCCAUAACUGAACCAUCAUAAAUAUACCGGGCAUAUGCCAGCAGCUGAGCCAAAACAGCUACAUCCGUUGAUUCAUCGAUUUGUAAAGCGUAGUUUAAAAAGGUCUUCAGCCAUAUCAGCGAUGCGACGUGAAACUGUGUUGUCU